Messenger RNA from Mobula hypostoma (lesser devil ray), 2636 nucleotides. RefSeq lists its product as uncharacterized. The record is from RefSeq and is a predicted model, not a curated record. Gene Ontology annotation, biological process: response to bacterium. The transcript is spliced from 6 exons. The coding region runs from base 92 to 1321 and encodes 409 amino acids. Lineage: Eukaryota; Metazoa; Chordata; Chondrichthyes; Myliobatiformes; Myliobatidae.
GCGGUGGAAACGGUAAACAAAACCACAAACUGACACAGCCAGUGGUCAGAGGGCGAGUGUUUAUCGAUAAAUCAUUCAAUAUACGGGUGGCAUGAAGCUCCGGCUGACGUGGAUCGUGCUGGUGUGGACCAUUUAUCUUCCUAGCUCUGCGGAAAUAUUAUGGAGCUCCGCGCACGCCGGAGACGCGGUAACGGUGGAAUGCCGACUGCAGGAAACAUCCGAUCUACGGUACUGGUUUAUGCAACGUCCCGGUCAAGGACCCACUACCAUCCUUUUCCACCGCGCCUCCGGCGGCCCCGCCAGCUACUUUAACGGCUACGGCCAUAAUUUUACUCCCUCCUUUGACCGCAGAACCCACUGCUCCCGACUAAGGAUUGCGAAUAUCAGUGUUUCGGACGCCGGGGUGUAUUAUUGCGCAGCCCGGACCGGGGGCGAGAUGAAAUUCGGUACUGGGACUGCGCUGGCCGUGACAGGAGUUUCCGAAAAUGCACGUGAAAGGGGAAAAACAGGAUCCGAUUGCUUCAUUACUGGAUUCACAGGAAAUGACAUGCAGAUUCUGUGGGAUGUGACAUUGAGUAACAGGACUAUGGGCACCCAAGGCCGAAUGAGGAGCUUUAAUGUCCAGUGCAAAGUCAGCCUGGAGGAUGGUCGAGGAAUGAUGCAAUCGUGUCAAUGUGAAACCAUGGAUGCAAAUACCACGUUGGGAAGCACAGAUAUUCCCUGGGGCCUGAAUAUGCUGAGCCAGAAUCUAUGUGGAGUCAUCGGUCUAUUAAUAGUAAUCCUGUUCUGCGUACUCAUCUAUUUCAACUGCUUCAGUGGUAAAGCUUUGAAACAUCCGUCAGUUAACAGCCUGAUUAAAACGUCAAGACUGACUGAAGCGGGCCCCAGGCCACAGGACCAGCGGUUGCUAAGGGAGCAGCGGUUGCCACGGGACCAGCAGCUGACAAAUGAACAGCAGCUCCCAUGGGGCCAACAGUUGCCGCAAGAGCAGCGGCUCUCAAGGGACCGGCAGUUACCACAAGACCAGCCGUUGCCGCGGGCCCAACGGUUGCCGCGGGAACAGCGGUUGCCACAGGUCCAGAGGUCGCCUCAUGUCCAGCAGUUGGCACAAGAGCGGUGGACGCCACAGGGACAGUAUCAACAGACAGAUCAGCAGUUACCCAGAAAGAAGAUGCAGACUGGCCCUCUGAGUUUACCAUCAAAGCCACAAAUAGCUUCACAGGAGGAGCCUCAGUGGAUGCAGCAAUUGCCACAGGAAAGUCAGGUGCAUUAUUCCACCUUAAAUUUGGUAGCAAUGGAAAAAAAGACAAAGAAAAGAUGAUUUUAAACAUCAACAACAGAUACGUGAUUCAGUACUCUAUAAACUUCCUUCAGCACUUCUGUGAAGAUUAUUUGGUGAUGUAAUUUCCUUAAAAUUAGGAAGAUAUCAGCAUUUAAAAACUGACUUUCCUGGUGUUUGAUCUGCAGUGCUGCACUGCGCGGGUAAUGUGGCAGGAUUUCCCCAGUUUUGGGUUACCACCGCUCUGUGAUGCACAACAAUUUCCUUAUGAUGUGCCUCUGACGCAGAGAAGCAUUUUCAAGGUGCGAGAGGGUGGCACCGAAAAUUUGUCUUUGGAGAUCAUUGUCUCUAAAAGUAAGAUCAUGAAGACUCUCUAAGGUUAAAUUUGCUAAUGUAUUUGUGUUAUCAGUAGUCCAUAAGGAUUUUAUUGUCAGGACAAUGAAUGUAAUUAUUUUCAAGUUACAGCAUACUUAAUGCAAAUACUGCAUUGACCAAUGAGUCAAAGACGAAGUGAGGAUUAUUAUUCACAUUAAAUGUCCAGUUGUACAGCAAAUUCAUAGAAACAUAGAAAAUAGGUGGAAUAGGCCAUUCAGCCCUUCGAGCCUGCACCGCCAUUCAGUAUGAUCAUGGCUGAUCAUCCAGCUCAGAACCCUGUACCAGCCUUCCCUCCAUACCCCCUGAUCCCUUUAGCCACGAGGGCCAUAUCUAACUCCCUCUAAAACAUAGCCAAUGAACUGGCCUCAACUGUUUCCUGUGGCAGAGAAUUCCACAGAUGCACCACUCUCUGUGUGAAGAAGUUUUUCCUAAUUUCGGUCCUAAAAGGCUUCCCCUUUAUCCUCAAACUGUGACCCCUCGUUCUGGACUUCCCCAACAUCGGAAACAAUCUUCCUGCAUCUAGCCUGUCCAAUCCCUUUAGGAUUUUAUACGUUUCAAUAAGAUCCCCCCUCAAUUUUCUAAAUUCCAACGAGUAUAAGCCUAGUCGAUCCAGUCUUUCAGUAUAUGAAAGUCCUGCCAUCCUAGGAAUCAAUCUGGUGAACCUUCUUUGUACUCCCUCUAUGGCAAGGAUGUCUUAAUUCUUAAUUAAUUAAUUAAUGUCUUAAUUCAGGCAAUUUAGACAGUAAACUGAUUACUAGCUAAUUAGAAUCAGGUUAGGUAGCACCAGCAUAUGGCUGUGAAAUUUGUUAACUAUGCGGCAGCAGUACAACGCAAUAUAUGAAAAUAUAUUUUGUUAAAAACUGAAUUGCAGUAAUUGUAUAUAUAUGUUAUUAAAUAGGUAAAUUAAGAUAAGUAGUGCAAAAACAGAAAUAAAAAUUUAAAAAAAGUAGUGAGGUCGUGUUCAUGGGUUCAAUGUCCAUUU